AUGAAGAUCGACAUGUUUGAGCGCUUGCCCACGCCCUUCGGCCUGGUGCGCUUUGGGGUGGCUCCGGACCAUCCGGAGGUGAAAAAUGUGAUCAACGACUUCACGGCCGUGGCCGCGGCCCCGAACUUCCGCUUCUUUGGCAACACGGAGAUUGGCCCAGAGGUCCCACUGGAGCGACUGCGCCCCGGCGAAGCCACGCGGGCUAGAUCAGGAGUUGCCAUCUCGGCCAAUUGGACGCAUCACACCAACCAACUGGCCUCAUUGGAGAGGCGUGGGUCUGUUGGGGUGACUCUGGCCGUAGGCCUGGUACUCUUUGCCGCGAGCUGCGUGUGGAAGCACGCGGAGGUGGACUUCGUCAGUGCUGUGCAAUCCAAGUCCCGGUCGGUGAAGGUGGCCAGAUGUGCUGGGGACAAGGCGCUGAAGGACCGUGUGACUUCCAUCGGCAAGACCAGCAAGCUCACAGAUGCCAUGCGCCUGGUGGCAGCCGCCAAGGUCCGGGCUGCCCAGAACGGCGUGGCCAAGAGUCGGCCCUUCAGCGAUGAGCUGCUGGGCAUGAUCAAGGGCCUGGUGAAGCGAUUGAAGGGCACUGGCCUGGAGGCUGACCUGCCAAUGCUCCGCGUUCCGGAGAAGGUCAAGGAGGUUGGCAUCCUCAUGAUGACCGCCAACCGAGGCCUUUGCGGUGCAUACAACACCUUCGUGAUCAAAAAGACCGGGGCCCGAAUCGAAGAUCUCAACAAGCAGGGCAUCACCCCAAAGCUUCUGAUUGUUGGAAAGAAGGGCCUCGCCGGCAUGAAGACUCGUUUCCCCAAGGACAUCAAGUACAACUACACCGAGGAGUGGUUCGCAAUGCCGGACACCAUCAAAGCCAAGGACUCAGCAGAGAUUGCAGAGACGCUUGAGAAUUACUUUCUCUCUGGCGAGGUGGACAAGAUUGAGAUCGCCUACGGCAAGUUUAUCAACCUCAUCAGCAACGAGCCCACCAUCCGCACCCUGCUGCCCCUCUCACCAACUGGCAUUGAAGAUCCGGAAGAUGAGACAUUCAGGCUGACCACAGAGUCUGGCAAGCUCAAGGUGGAGAGGGAGAAGCAGAAGUCCCCCAAGGCGAAGGAAAUUGAGGCAGAUGUGAUCUUCGACCAGCCCCCUGGGGUCAUUUUGAACUCCAUGCUGCCGCUCUACUUGAACUCCCAGAUCUUGUCCCUGAUGUUCGAUGCUCAGGCCUCGGAGCUCUCAUCUCGAAUGUCUGCCAUGAAGGCGGCCACAGACAACGCCAAGGAGCUCCAGAAGAAGCUGCUGGUCCUCUACAACAAGAAGCGCCAGGCGGCCAUCACUGCGGAGAUUUGCGAGCAGUCCGCAGCUGCCACAGCCCUGGAAUCUGCCGAUGUCAAGGGCAAGGCUGGCCCUGCCUUGGGGGUCGUGGACAACGAGAAGUCGGUGGCAGAGGACUUCAUGAAGGAGUUGGACUCCGGAGAUAUUCCGGACGCGCCAGUCUCUGUGGACACCUUCGGCCCACUCACCCGCGCCGAGCUCAAGGUCACCGCAGACGCCGGCUUCACGGCGUUUUGUCAUAGCAACGCUGAAGAGCCGCGGCAGAUCUACGACGCCGUGAUCCUUUGCAGCGGCGCCAGCGGUGAGCGCCGCUUGGGCAUCCCGGGGGAGGACGCCUUCGGCGUGGUGGGCGCGCCAGCCUUCGUGAAAUGGUACAACAGCCAUCCAGAUUACCAGGACGAGCUCCAGUUCAACCCCCCGGGUGAGGCCGCAGUGGUGGUGGGCCAAGGCAACGUCGCCUUGGACGUGGCGCGCUUGCUGCUGCGCUCCCCUCCGGACCUGCAUGCCACCGACAUGGACUCCAAAGCCGUGGAGGCGAUCACUGGCUGGCAAAAGGCGGGCUUGCGCACCGUGCACAUUGUCGGCCGCCGCGGCUUUAUUCAGGCGGCAUUUACCAAUGCGGAGCUGCGAGAGCUCUUGACUACGGAUGGGCUGCUGCCUGUGGUGGACCCAGAGGAGUUGGCGCUCUGCCGCAACGAAGCCUCGGAAGCCGAGCUGAAGAAGAGCCGCAUGAAGCAGCGGUCCCUGGACAUUUUGCAGAAGAUGGUGGCCAACUUCUCGGAGCUGGAAAGCACCAGCAAGCGGAUCCUCCGCUUCCACUUCCUGAGGUCGCCCUUGGAGGUGCUGUCAACGCAGGGCGCCCUAACGGGGAUUCGAAUGAGUCGGAACCAGCUCUCAGGGGAGCCGGGCAAGCAGCAAGCAACGCCUGCGGAUGCCUCGCAGAACCUGGAAGUCUCCUGCGGCCUAUUGGUGCGCAGCGUAGGCUUCGACAUUCUGCCAAUGGCGGGCCUGCCUCUAUCUUCGAACCGAGUGCCCCACAGAAACGGCUGCGUGGAGUCGGCGGGCCCGGGAAGCGCUGGAUUAUAUGUCUCCGGGUGGUUAAAGCGUGGCCCCACGGGCAUCAUCGGGUCGAACAUCGGGGAUGCUAAAGAAACGGCGGAGAAGGUGUGGAAGGACCUGUCGGAGCAGACAACCAAAGAGUGGUCUGAAGAGCCCCUACAGGCGAUGCUCUCGAGCAAGGGCUCCCCAGUGGUGCUCUUUGAGGAGCCUUGGACAAGUUGCAGGCCCAGGCCUGCCGAAGCACACGGGCAACCCUUGAAUUUGCGCAUUGGAUUGGCAUCAUGGUGA
This is a messenger RNA of Effrenium voratum, 2673 nucleotides long. NCBI's taxonomy places the organism in Eukaryota, Dinophyceae, Suessiales, Symbiodiniaceae. The record is from the annotation of a GenBank genome assembly.